Messenger RNA from Psammomys obesus (fat sand rat), 1379 nucleotides. RefSeq names its product enoyl-CoA delta isomerase 3, peroxisomal-like. The record is from RefSeq and is a predicted model, not a curated record. Bases 82 to 1221 code for a protein of 379 amino acids. The transcript is spliced from 9 exons. Gene Ontology annotation, molecular function: fatty-acyl-CoA binding. NCBI's taxonomy places the organism in Eukaryota, Metazoa, Chordata, Mammalia, Rodentia, Muridae.
CAGUCCUGCAUCUUCACUUGGUCAAGUACCAUCCCAGCAAUCCGCCCAUGCCCAACUCAGACCACGCCCCCAGUCCCACCUAUGCCCAGGCCUCACUUACUGGCUCCGCCUUCGUCUUUUCCUGGAGUCCUUGGUUCUGCCCACAGCCAGGACUCUGGAUGCGCCCCUGCCAGUUCCUCCUACAGAUUCCACCCUUUCGUAAGCGUCGGGGUUCAGUCCGCCUUCAACGCCGGCUUUAGCAUCUGCGACCAGAAGAGUGGCGCGGUGCUGGUGUCCCAGGCCACAGAAGGACCCUGUAAGAUGCCUAAGCCAGGUGUGUUUGAUUUCGUCAAUGAAGCCAAUGCGUGGAAGAAAACUGCCAGACAGGACUACAUGGAUCAAGUGUACAAUUUAAGUCCCUCAUCUGAAGCCUCUAGCCAGGGAAAGUGUGGAGCCGAUGAGAAAGUCCAGGAGUCUAAGGACAUUGUGGUAACAUUUGAAGAUGGCAUCACGAAGAUCAUGUUCAACCGGCCCAUCAAAAAGAACGCCAUAAGCUUCCAGAUGUAUCACGAAAUUAUGCUUGCACUUAAAAAUGCCAGCACGGAUAGCUCAGCCAUAACUGUUCUCACAGGGUCUGGUGACUACUACAGCAGCGGCAAUGACCUGACGAACUUCAUGAAUGAUGGCGGUGAAAUACAAGACGUAGCGAAAAAGUGUGCUACAUUACUGAGGGAAUUUGUGAACAGUUUUAUAGACUUCCCCAAGCCUCUGGUUGCAGUAGUAAAUGGCCCAGCCGUAGGAAUCUCUGUAACCCUUCUGGGACUAUUUGAUGCUGUCUAUGCAUCAGAAAGGGCAACAUUUCAUACUCCAUUCAGCCACCUCGGCCAGAGCCCAGAAGGAUGCUCCUCGUACACAUUUCCAAAAAUGAUGGGCUCAGCAAAGGCAUCCGAGAUGCUUCUCUUUGGGAAGAAGCUCACAGCAAGAGAGGCUUGGGCUCAAGGCCUUGUCACUGAAGUUUUUCCUGAAAGCACUUUUGAGGAAGAAGUCUGGACCAGGCUGAGAGCAUAUGCGAAGCUGCCACCAAAUGCGAUGAGAAUUUCCAAAGAGUUAAUGAGAAAAAAUGAGAAACAAAAGCUAUAUGCUGUUAAUGCUCAAGAGUGCAAUAUAAUCCAGGAAAGGCUGACGUCAGAGGAAUACACAAAUGCACUCAUGAACUUCAUGUCCAGAAAGGCAAAGCUGUGAAGGUCACCACAGCAGCUAGACAUCACAGAAGAAUGCUUUGUAAGUUCCAGUUUCGAGCGCUUGAACUGCAUACACGUCUCUGUGCCUUUUCUGUUACUAACAUAGCAGUUAUGGUGAGAACGCCUCAGUCAUGACAAAUAAAAACUUUCAUAAAAUGA